Messenger RNA from Oikopleura dioica, 1473 nucleotides. Lineage: Eukaryota; Metazoa; Chordata; Appendicularia; Copelata; Oikopleuridae. The record is from the annotation of a GenBank genome assembly.
AUGAAAGUUUCAAAAUCAAAAAGUCCAAUCUUUUCAACUUCCCUAAAAUGGGCAACGAUCCCGAUCUUUUUCGCCGUCCUUCUGAGAUAUGCUCCUGGAUAUUUUUAUGGAAACAAAAGAGUUUUGGAAAAACCGAUUGCUUACGAAAUUAUCGACGACUUUCUUUCCGAAAGCGAUGUUCUCGAUCUCCGAGAAUGGGUCUUCAACGAGAGGCGAUUCGCGACUGUCAUUGAUGCUGCUGCAAGAGGUGUCCAGAGUAUCGGAGAGGAUGAACCUAUCAAACCAGAUGGAACCUGCGACGACAUGACAUUUACUGCUUCUCCUUCUUCGCCAACCUGCAAGUUUACUGGUCGCUCGGACAUAGCCCAGCAUUUCGUCAAAACAGGCGGACAUCGAGGAAUGAAAGAAACUCCAGAUAAACUGAUCUCUUCAACCCUUUCUUUCAUCAACUACUACCCGGACAAGGUCAACGACCCUGCAAUCAAGAAGCUCUUUGAAAACAAGGAAUACUUGAAAAAAGUCGGAAACAUCUGCCACGAUGGUUGGGGAACUCGAGGGCCACGAAAAGAAGGAGACUUCAUCUUCCGCCCUACCCAAGUCAACAUCGUUCUCGUCCCUCCCGGGCAAGAUCUGCCUCUUCAUCAAGACAACCAGUGGUACUGGGGAAUCAAUCAACUCAGCCAGCCUGAUUGGCUCCUUCACACAGUUCAAGAAUCCGGGCUCUACAAGGACAAGAUGAUUCCACAAGCUCAAGGCGUCGCAUAUCUUCACGGGACAAAAGAAAAGCCCUACUAUGAAAACGGCGGCGAAUACGUCUUCUUCCCUUAUGGACCCGGGGCCGACGCGAUGGAGCUCAAACCAAAACGAGGUCAGGCGAUUCUCAUGGAUGGCGGGCGAAUGAUUCAUGGCGUCGCUAGAACAGCGCCAGGAUACCAAGUGGCGGCGAUUGAUAAGGACGUUUUCAAUCGAAUUGAGUACCAAGGAAACGAAACCUGGUACCUUCUUUCUGACGAUGAGCUCAUUGAUGUCUUCAAAACUUCCGAUCUCCGAAUGACUUUUGUUUGGCGAGGACUGUGCUUCCACGAUGAAGCGGAAAAGGCGAAAUUCGAACAGCAUUUGAAAGAUGAGGAUUACGUUCCACAGUACACUCUCCUCAAACAACUAGAAGAGCACAUGCACGAAACGGGUCGACUUCCAAAGUCCAAAAAUCUCGAGAACAUGCCACGAAAAGAGUUCGCCCAGUACUUGUUCAGCAAAUACCUCCAGUAUCCAUUGGAUACGAUGAAUACGGCCUGGUUCCCGAUCAACUACUGCGCAGCGUCUCUCGGCAAGCCCUGGCUGAAGGCCCUCUUAUCGCCAUUCUGUGUUGACAGAAAAGAACGCAUAGAUUUGAGCGAUCAGUAUCCGCCGGCGAAAGAGUUCUGCGCAGAGGGCAGAGGUGAAAGAUACCAAACAAAUUGCAACAAAAUGUAA